Ambispora gerdemannii is the source of this 918-nucleotide messenger RNA. NCBI's taxonomy places the organism in Eukaryota, Fungi, Glomeromycota, Glomeromycetes, Archaeosporales, Ambisporaceae. The record is from the annotation of a GenBank genome assembly.
GAAGGAGUAAAAUACCUUUGCACGUCGGCGGAAGAAAAUGCUCAUUCAUAUGAAAUUACUGCUGUGAGAUGGGCUCCCUUGGGCAACAUUGUAGUGUCUGGCUCUCUUGAUUCUUCUGUGAAAAUAUGGGAUGGAAUAUCAGGAGAAUUACUUCGUGAAAUUCCAAAAGCACAUGGAUUAGGGAUUACAUGUGUUGAUGUACAUCCUGAAGGAGCAGAAAUUGCGACCACGUCCAUUGAAACUGAAAUUAAAAUAUGGGACGCUAAUUACGCGAGGGAAUUAGAGCAGAUCGAGGCUAAAUCCUUGCAAGCGUGGCAUGGUCAAUUCUCACCAGACGGCAAAUAUUAUGCAGCUGGAACUGCUGAUGGAAAAAUCAAUCUUUGGCCAACUGCAAAAGCAUAUCGUGAACUCGUACAGUAUGAUACGGGCCACUCAAAAUUUGUUCAUUGUGUUCGAUUCAGUCCUGAUAAAAAAUUUGUUGCCGUUGGAACGGAAUCUGGUGGAAUUUUCAUAAUUGAUUAUGCAACAGGAAAAUUAUUGUAUGCACUUUCAGGACACAGCAAAUUAGUUCGAUCUAUUGAUUUCUCAAAGGAUUCUUCGUUGUUGAUAUCUGGAUCUGACGAUCGAAUGAUAAAUAUUUAUGACAUAAAACAUGGUAAUCGGAUAACAAAUAUGCCAUCACAAGACGGCUGGGUUCUUUCUGUAGCUGCAUCCAGCAGUAAUUCUGCACAUUUUGCCUCCGGAACAACUGAGGGAACUGUCAAGAUCUGGGACAUAACUUCACGAAAAUGUGUCUGGUCAUCCAACGAUCAUAAAGAAUCUGUAUGGGAAAUCUCUUGGAAUCCAACGAGUGAUAUUUUCGUGACUGGAUCUGGCGAUAAAUCUUUAAGAUGGUGGUCAAGAACAGGUGAAAAGUAA